This is a messenger RNA of Paramecium tetraurelia, 702 nucleotides long. RefSeq lists its product as uncharacterized. The record is from RefSeq and is a predicted model, not a curated record. The transcript has 5 exons. NCBI's taxonomy places the organism in Eukaryota, Ciliophora, Oligohymenophorea, Peniculida, Parameciidae.
AUAAUAUUUAUUUAAUUAAGAUGAAUCCUAUUCAAUAGGCAUGGUUAAAGUUUUUAUAACCAGUCUCAGUUGUUAUCAAUGAGAAAUUGGCUAAACGAUCAGGGCUUUUGGGAAAGAUCGGUAGAUUUUUCCUUAUUGGACCAAGAGAAUUUGGCUAUCAUCCAACAAAUUAAAUGUUCAUUUAUUUCAACAGAAGAGUACUAUUUGCCACAGCCUUCAUGGGUCAUAAGUAUUCAGUAUUGAAAGGAUUAACUCAUCAAGGAUAUCACAUGUUGAGACCAAUGAGAGCAGCAGUGUUCUUGGGUCCUUUGGCUGUAUUAGGAGGUCUAUUCAGAUUAGUGUACUAUUCCUCUGAGAACAGAUCAUACUAUCCUGAUAAUUUGGAUUAUGUGAUGAAGAAAGCUACAAAUGCUUUACAUUUCCCAUUGAAUACAUUGAAUCAAAGAUUAUCUGCACAUUAUACAGAAAUUAGCUCAAUUUAUACAGCAGAAAUGAUGAAAAGAUAUCAUAAAUAACAUGCCAAAAUCAUCAAAGAAAGAUCAAUACAACCUGAACAUGUGAAGAAAACUAAAUAUGCUGAUCCAUCUUAUAAAUAUGUACCAAUGACUCCAGUUCACAUUGAGGACUUCAAAUUGGCUUGAGUAAACCAAUAUAAAAUACAUACAAUAAGUUCAUUAAUUUUAUCAAUAAACUUAAUUAAUU